Messenger RNA from Racocetra fulgida, 669 nucleotides. The record is from the annotation of a GenBank genome assembly. Lineage: Eukaryota; Fungi; Glomeromycota; Glomeromycetes; Diversisporales; Gigasporaceae.
CUCCCAAGGAUCAAAUUUCUCGUGUGGCAAAAAUGUUGGCAGAUGAAUACGGAACUGCCUCUAACAUUAAAUCUCGAGUAAAUCGUUUAUCUGUGUUGGCUGCUAUCACAUCAACGCAGCAAAGAUUGAAAUUAUACACUAAAGUUCCACCUAAUGGACUUGUCGUUUAUUGUGGUACUAUUGUUACUGAUGAAGGGAAGGAAAAAAAGGUUAACAUUGAUUUUGAACCUUUUAAAGCCAUUAAUACUUCUCUCUACCUAUGUGAUAACAAGUUUCACACGGAAGCUCUAUCCGAAUUGCUGGAAUCAGAUAACAAGUUCGGAUUCAUUGUGAUGGAUGGUAACGGUGCUUUAUUCGGCACCUUGAGUGGCAACACCAGGGAAGUCAUCCAUAAAUUUCAAGUUGAAUUACCGAAAAAACAUGGUAGAGGUGGUCAGUCAGCUUUGCGUUUUGCUCGUCUUCGUGAAGAAAAGCGACACAACUACGUUCGUAAAGUCGCUGAACUGGCAGUUCAGUUCUUUAUUACAAACGACAAAGUCAAUGUCACCGGACUUAUUUUAGCCGGUUCUGCUGAUUUUAAGACUGAAUUAUCUCAAUCAGACAUGUUUGACUCGCGUCUUCAAGCUAAACUUAUUAAAUUAGUCGACGUCUCUUAUGGAGGAGAGAAUG